Molecule: messenger RNA, 2725 nt
Organism: Aspergillus steynii IBT 23096
Lineage: Eukaryota; Fungi; Ascomycota; Eurotiomycetes; Eurotiales; Aspergillaceae
Product: sodium:solute symporter family protein
Exons: 7
Coding region: 462-2501 (679 amino acids)
Biological process (GO): spermidine transport; urea transmembrane transport; putrescine transport
Cellular component (GO): plasma membrane
Molecular function (GO): spermidine transmembrane transporter activity; urea transmembrane transporter activity; putrescine transmembrane transporter activity
Source: RefSeq, a predicted model, not a curated record
CCCCGGGUCCUUUAUUUGAUUUGCAAUUGGCAAUGAAAGGCAGAUUGAUUGAUUCCGUGCACUCUGGGUCUAGUCCCCCGACACGUGCGAUUACGGAAUGGAUGCCUUAUCGUCGCUCGCUUGCAUCGCUGUCGGCCAUUCGUAUUCGACUAUCUAUGGUGUACAGUCGAUCCCGGUCCAAGAGUUCCAACAUGUUGAUCAAGAUGAGGACUGCGAGGUCGGAGGAGCUCAGGCGCUUGGUGUGCCCAAGUGACUGUAUAUGAAGCUGUGGUGCCCUUUGUGCCGCCCUGUGUCAUUUGUUAACGGUUUCUCGAGACUUUGAUUGCACUGGUUGCCUCUGUGGUCUUUGCGCUAGACUUGGCUUCAUAGUACUGCAUCCAAGGCUCUUUCUGGAUUUCAACUCAUCUCUUCGGAAUCUACCUGUUCAUCUCAAUUGGCGGCACUAGUCAUCUUGAGCCAGUAUGGCCUCGGAAGAGGUCAAGUUUGUUGCCCCCCUUUCUCAAGGGUUUGGCUAUGGAAUCAUCAUAGGGCUAGGGUUCGCCUUUGCGCUCGUGAUGAUCUUCAUUACAUGGGCUCUGAAGAGAUAUCAACAUGAAGUUCAAACGUCCGAGAUGUUCUCGACCGCUGGACGUUCCGUAAAGUCUGGAUUGGUUGCGGCUGCAGUUGUCAGCAGCUGGACAUGGGCUGCAACUCUUCUUCAGUCGUCCGCUGUGGCCUAUCAAUAUGGCAUUUCAGGCCCUUUUUUCUACGCUUCGGGCGCCUGUGUUCAGAUCAUCCUCUUCGCAACUCUCGCCAUUGAGCUCAAAAGACGGGCCCCCAAUGCGCAUACAUUCCUGGAAGCGAUUCGCGCCCGCUACGGCACGGCCGUUCAUGUUGUCUUCAUCGUCUUCUGCCUGAUGACCAACAUCCUCGUCACCGCCAUGUUGCUCACUGGCGGCUCGGCCGUCAUGACUUCUCUGACUGGGGUUCACACAGCUGCAGCCUGUUUUCUGCUCCCCAUCGGUGUGGUUCUGUACACUCUGUUCGGCGGCAUCAAGGCAACUUUCAUUACGGAUUACAUGCACACGGUGGUCAUCAUCGUUGUCAUCUUUAUCUUUGCGUUUUCUGCCUACGCCACGAAUGAGAAUCUCGGGUCCCCGGGCAAGGUGUAUGAUGCGCUGGUCGCGGCGUCUGAGCUUCAUCCCGUCGAGGGGAAUGCCCAAGGCAGCUAUUUGACCAUGAGGUCGAAGGAGGGUGGCAUUUUCUGGAUUAUUAAUCUUGUUGGUAACUUUGGCACUGUCUUCCUUGACAAUGGAUACUACAAUAAAGCUAUCGCCGCACACCCUGUCCAUGCCUUCCCCGGAUAUGUCAUCGGCGGUCUCUGCUGGUUUGCCAUCCCUUGGCUCUGUGCCAGCACCAUGGGAAUCUCUGCUCUCGCUCUGGAGGGAUCUCAGCGCAUGAGCUCGGACGAUGUCACCGCCGGUCUUGUGCUACCUUUUGCUGCUGUCGAGCUCCUGGGCUACAGCGGAGCCGUAUGCACCACGCUCAUGAUCUUCAUGGCCGUCACGUCCGCUUUCUCCGCCCAGCUUAUCGCCGUCUCGUCCAUCCUCACCUACGACAUCUACCAAGCCUACAUCAACCCCGAGGCCAAGGGCAAGCGACUGGUCUGGAUCUCCCACAUGUCCUGUAUCUUGUUCGCCAUCGUCAUGGCCGGCUUCGCCACCGGCCUCUACUACGCCGGCAUCGGCAUGGGCUACCUCUACCUCCUAAUGGGCGUCAUCAUCUCCUCCGCCGUCUUCCCCGGCGCCAUGACCCUCGUCUGGAAGGGCCAGAACUGGGUCGCAGCCGCCUGCUCACCUGUCCUCGGUCUCGCCAUGUCCCUCAUCGCCUGGCUCGUCACCACCAAGAGAGAAUACGGCGUCUUCACCGUCGCCACGACCGGAGCAAACUACCCCAUGCUCGCCGGCAACGUCGCCGCCCUCCUCAGCCCGAUCGUCUUCUCCCCGGUCCUCACCUACGCCUUCGGCCCCCAAAACUACGACUACGAGUCGAUGCGCGCCAUCCGCAAAGUCGACGACACGGAGGUCGCCGCCGCCGCACACGUCGACAUCGAGCUGAUCCCCGGCGAAUCGAGCGCGCCGGCCAACCGCGCCGCCGAAGAAGACGAGCAGCGCAAGCUCAACCGCGCGGCGCUCUACUCGCGCACCCUCACCGUCGCCAUGGUCAUCUGCUUUCUCCUCCUCUGGCCCAUCCCCAUGUAUGGGAGCGGGUAUGUGUUCAGCAAGAAGUUCUUCACGGGGUGGGUGGUGGUGGAAAUUUUGUGGUUGUUUGUGACGACGUUUGGGGUUGUGGUGUUCCCGCUGUAUGAGGGGAGAGAGAGUAUUGUGCGGACGGCAAGGUCGAUGGUUCUGGAUGCGAUGGGCAAGAGGCCCAGGGCGACGUUGGAGGGCCAGAAGGGGGGAGAGACGCCGAGUGGGGUGGCGACGCCGACGGAGAAGGUGGCUGGGAAGGAGGAGGCUUGAUAUGGUGUUGUAGGUUGGUUUGGUUAUGAUUGUAUGAUGGGAUGGGAUUAGAUCUUUGUGCUUGGAUUGCUGGAUAUAUUGGAGGUACUGUAUGGGCUUUUGUUUCUUGUUUUACUGCUAUACCCCGUUCGUUACUUAUUAAUGACGUGACCUCUCUCUUCCCGUUCUUCAAUAACAUAACAAUAAUAAACCUCAUUAAUUCAAUUCAAACAAACAACCUCAGC